AUGCUCAUCUCCCAGCACGCAGUCCAUGUUCAAGCCCUGAGAGACCUAUACAAGCGCUGCGUACGCCGUGAAGGAUUUCCAGGCUCCCCCCUCCAAGAAUCGAUCCAGGGUUAUCCAGGCACGCACGCGAUCCUGGACCGGCUGGGUCUAAUAAAACACGCCGAAGAAGCUGUUGAAGACCCGCAGCGCGUUCUCGCGGAUCUGGUUGAUUUCAUAAAAUGUCUAGACUCGGCUUCCGACUGUGGUCUGGACUCUGCCGAAUCUUCAACGACGGAUAGUACAAGCAAGACCACAGUUUCAGAAGAACCGUCGCCAGAGCCGAAUACUCGCAGGGAAUCUCCUGAUUCCGCUGUGCUGUCAACGAGUAGCACUUGGGCGACUGCAACGUCGGAUGAACCGCAUUUGUGCAACGCUUAUGGCGAGUAUAACCCAAUGGAUCCGCAGUAUACGGCCCUAUUAGAUGCAGACGAUGCAGGCGCUAUGAGAGCCGAAGAAUACGCGGUAGUACCUUGGAACUACUUCCCAUCACACAUGCGAUACAUGCCAGCUGGUAUAGAUACUUCAUACCCAAGGACUGAAAUGCUUAACAUACCGCCAUCGUCAGCGUCGUCCUCAUGGUCAGAAAUAGCACCCCAGCCCUCGGCAACCUACAUGCCAAUGGCCUCGCGAGCAAAUGCCUCGGAGCCACUGGUCUAUAUGAUGGAGCAAUCUGGCUUCCCCGAUGCUUAUCCUUAUGCGCAAAUGCAAAACAUGGCCACUGGUCCGGUUCAGCGACAGCAUCAGCAUCAGCAGCAACGUCAACGCCAACGACUUUCGGUAGACUAUGGUCUUUUGCAUUCUAGUGAACAAUAUUUUUACCUCUGA
This is a messenger RNA of Talaromyces amestolkiae, 864 nucleotides long. RefSeq lists its product as uncharacterized. The record is from RefSeq and is a predicted model, not a curated record. The transcript has a single exon. The coding region runs from base 1 to 864 and encodes 287 amino acids. NCBI's taxonomy places the organism in Eukaryota, Fungi, Ascomycota, Eurotiomycetes, Eurotiales, Trichocomaceae.